This is a messenger RNA of Pichia membranifaciens NRRL Y-2026, 4041 nucleotides long. RefSeq lists its product as hypothetical. The record is from RefSeq and is a predicted model, not a curated record. The transcript has a single exon. Bases 1 to 4041 code for a protein of 1346 amino acids. Gene Ontology annotation, biological process: proteasome-mediated ubiquitin-dependent protein catabolic process; protein deubiquitination; regulation of proteasomal protein catabolic process. Gene Ontology annotation, molecular function: cysteine-type deubiquitinase activity; proteasome binding. NCBI's taxonomy places the organism in Eukaryota, Fungi, Ascomycota, Pichiomycetes, Pichiales, Pichiaceae.
AUGAACAAUUCCUUCCAACCGAAACACAAUUUACAAAAUAGUGAAAAUAACGUGCCUAAAAUCCCCAAGCUAGACGAUGAUUAUCAAAUAGAAGAAGAAGAUGGUGAUGUUUUAGGCCAUAAUUCGGAUAGAGAAAGCCAGAAAGGUGCCACUGAUCAAGGUGACUCUUAUUUACAACAAAAGCAGUCCACUGAAGGUUCUACGCACCCAUACAACAGCUUAUCGACUGGGACCAAUUUCAAGCCCACAUCUCCUGUAGAUCAGCCAGUAAAGAAAAAGUAUGAUUUCAGCAAGGCAAUAUGUAUGAAAACGUCAGACAGAAUCUUCGACGACUUGCGAUCAGAUCCAUUGUUUUUGAUUAAGGGUGAAGAGGGUAUAUUGUCUACUCCUACUGCAAGAUAUUCAACUACUUUAUCCAAGCUGAGCAAAACUACAGGUUAUAAAUACCAACCGGCGUUCUGGAGUACCAAUGACGAGUUGCUCGGAUCAAGCCAAAUUACCGAAUUGGAUGGGAAUACAACAUUACAAAAGUUUUCUGGCUUACUAGUUCCAAACCAUCAUUCUGGCUCUGACUUUUCAAAUUUGCAACUAUUUCACUAUUCGAUUAGUAUUAGAUAUUCAAACAAUCGAUUGAAUGUAAAGAACAGUUUUUAUGGCUUUUUGGAUAACGAUUUAUUUGAAGAAGACAGAAUUUGGAUAGAGCCAACAGAUAUUAUGAGGGACACAGAUUCAACAUCUGACGAAGCAAGACAAAUAUUGAUUAAAUCAUUACCCCAAUUUCUUGAUUCUGCCACGUUCAUUUCAAAAGAGACCGGUACCCUAAUACGAAUUGAGAUAUAUCCUGCAUUUUUCCAAGGAAACGAUUUGGAAUCAUUCACUUUGACCGAGAUACAAACUAGGAUAGCCACAUAUAACUCCCAAGUUGACCGAAGCGAAUCGUUCAGUAAUGUCGACAUAACACCUUACGAUUGUUUUAUCAAACUGAAGAAGGCACUUUCUGGAGCUUUGGCACAUCAAGACAUCAAGGAUGUCAAAUCGAUAGAUUUAAAAGCGACGAAACUGCAAGUAAUGAUAGAUCUUCAGCUUUUACUAGACAAGUUCUUCUUCAUUUUGACGGAAAACGACAACUUGGGCCAGCUUACUCCAAUCCAUUUUGCAUCACUCGGAGAUUACUUUUUUGUUACUCAAGAUUAUUUUAAGAGAGCGAUCUUAGAGACUGUUUAUUAUAUUGCCCAUACCUCAGCAAACCGCAAUGAUUUCUCCAACUACUUUUCCUAUUCUUUUCAUGACAUUUUUCAUUGUGUUAAAGAGUUCGAUAUAACCAAUCAAAUACAAAACUGGAACAAUUGGAACGAUCAGUACUAUUCAGAUCCUAUGAUUUUGUUAUCAAUAUGCCCAUUCUACGGAGACCAGUUGAUAUGCCAUAUUUAUGAGCUUUUGAUUGCAUUUGAUCCACAAAACAUACCCUUAUAUUUUGACGCGUUAACAUAUUGUGCUACCUCCAGAUAUUCUGAAGAGCUUCCUUAUUAUGUCACAAUAUUGAAGGGUCGUGGACAACUGGGUUUUGGGGAAAUGAAAAAUAUUUUUGCCAAAUUAGGCUUCAACAAUGCCACAUCUUGCAUCGCAAUGAGUGCAAUUUCAGAUGAGCAGUUGUUGAACGCUUAUCGUAACCAAUUGAUUGUUGCUGCUACGAAAUACGAAAAAGUUACCUUCAGGGAAAUGUUAGAUAAGAUUGCAACUUCCAGAUCAAGUGAUCUUUUGAGAGAAUAUUUGAAUACUGAGCCAUUUUUUGAUAUCUAUGAUGCUUACAAACUACUAGACAUUGAUCCAUCAUUUGAUGACUCUUUACUGAUUACAUUUUACGAUUACAAAGCUUCUGAAAAUGGUCUUAACUUUGAUCCGAAUGUUGCACGUGCGUUUUACACAAUUGUUUUGGCAAGAAAGAGUAUUCUUUUAAUGAGCUAUAUUGAUACCAACUUGCCCCAGUUUUCAGUUUACGAUAUGUCUUUGCACGAUGCUUACCAAUUUGUCGGGUGCAUGAAUACAGCCGAUGAUUUGGUAGUAGUACGAGUUUUCCAAGAAAGAUUGCAUAAGGAUACAAAUAUUGAUUUCCGAAUGCUAUGGAAGUCACUGAAAACCAUUGGUGAACAUAGGAAAUCAAAAUUAAUUGAAGGAUAUCUUACAUCGGGUAUUGUGAAUUCGACGCUGCUGUCAACCGAGCAAUCUCCAGCAGGUUUGAAUAAUAUAGGUAACACAUGCUAUUUGAAUUCUCUAUUGCAAUACUACUUUGUGAUAGAGCAACUAAAGGAUUAUAUUCUAAACUUCAAUGAGGUUUUCAGCGCAGAAGAUUUUGAAAAGGAUGAGAAGUAUCAAAUCCGGAGAAUUGGUGGAAGAACAGUUGGAUUGAAAGAAACAGAGAGAUCAUAUCAAUUUAUGUAUCAGUUAAGAGACUUGUACUACCAGUUGAUUCAUGAGAAUGACAAGUGCGUAACACCAUCGAGAGAGUUAGCGUAUUUAGCGUUCAGUCCUAUCAGCUUUGAGGUUGAAUUUGAAAUAGAAUCAAAUGAGAAAGAUGAUUCCAGUAAGAAUUUAGAUGCCGACAAAUUGUUGACAACUGCUGCUGAGGAUGACGAAUCCAAAAAGUUAAUCGAGAUGUCACUGAAUGAGUUUUAUAAAGGCGAAGGGCCUAAUGAGGACUCCAAACCCGUGGAUGAUCAAGUGAUUGACUUGACUAAUGAUGAUGUAAACUCUAAUGGAGAUGGUAAGAAGUCAAACAGUAAGCUAACAACUGAUACUGAUAAUGCUGAUAAUAGUACAUCAGAUGACGGAAGUAUUUUAGCUCCAGAUGAGCUUCCGAAGGAACCAGAGAAGAAGAAAACAGCAGCAGUGUGCAAAAUCAGUGCUGAUCAGUUUGAAUCUGCAUUUGAAAUUGGAAGUCAGCAGGAUGUCACUGAGUGUAUAUCAAAUGUUCUUACCCAAAUUGAAAGUGCCAUGAAACCAGAUAUUUUGGAGGAAGACAAUGAACAAGUCGACAUGGUAAAAAAAUUAUUUUACGGAAAAACGAAGCAAAGGUUGGUACCUGUUGAUAGCAGAACAAAGGAGGAACUUUUGAACGGAAAUGUUAGAACUAAAGUAGAGAGUUUUUUGAACUUGAUUGUCAAUAUUGGUGAUCACCCAAAAGACAUAUACGAUGCCCUUGAUACAUUUUUCACAGAGGACCUACUGGAACUUGAAGAUGGAGAGGUUAAGAGAUCCCUCACAAUUAUUGAGUUACCGAAUAUUCUACAAAUCCAGAUUCAAAGAGUGCAAUUUGACAGGGAAAGACUUAUUCCAGUCAAAUCAAAUGAACCUAUUCCUUUUGAGGAAAAGUUGUACAUGGAUCGUUAUCUAGAAACGAGUGAUCAGGCGAUCAUCGACAAGCGGACAGAAUUGUUUCACUGGAAGCGUCGUGUUCAGGAAUUGAAUCAAAAGAAGCAAGAAAUUAUGUCCACCAACGAGCAGGGCAUGUCGAUCCGUGAUGUAUUGAAGGCCACAAGAAGUUAUCUUUCAUCAGAAAGCGUGAAAGAUCUGGGUAUACCAAUCGACAUGAAUACACUAGAGGUUCUUGACCUUGAAAUUGAUAGACUAGAAAAUGUUCUACUGGGGAUCAAUAACGAGUUGGACAUUUUACACAACAAUAUCAAUAAACAGUUCAAGGGUUUUAACAAAGUGGGUUAUUCUAUUUUUGCCAUAUUUAUUCAUCGUGGGCAAGCGUCAUAUGGUCAUUACUUUAUUUACAUUAGAGAUCCAAAAUCCAAUGUUUACAGAAAGUAUAAUGAUGAGGUUGUCAGUGAAGUCCCUGUGGAAGAGGUGUUUAACUUUAGUGAUGGAAAUACAGCUACUCCGUAUUAUUUAACAUUCAUCAAAGAUGAUUUGUUAGAAAAAAUCACUCCUUUGCAAAGGGAUAUUUUUAUCAAGGAGAACGUUACUAAGUUAGAAGAGCUAAACAAAAAUUCCUAUGUCGCCUCUAACGUUGAUAACUUGCAUAUGGACGUAGACUAG